Messenger RNA from Pogonomyrmex barbatus (red harvester ant), 3853 nucleotides. RefSeq lists its product as uncharacterized. NCBI's taxonomy places the organism in Eukaryota, Metazoa, Arthropoda, Insecta, Hymenoptera, Formicidae. Gene Ontology annotation, molecular function: transmembrane transporter activity. The record is from RefSeq and is a predicted model, not a curated record. Gene Ontology annotation, biological process: transmembrane transport.
CGUGACAGUCAUCCUGGCGCAUCCGCCAGGACCGCUUGCAUUUCGGAAGUUAUCUUUCCAUCAUCGAAUGUUACAGAUCAUUAUCUCGCGCAAUAAACAUUCGCGCAAUAGUCAUAUCCGGCGCACGUAACUCGCGAAAAUCCUUAAAAUCCUUAAAAUCAGCGAUUUAACUAAUACUUCGUUACGCUUUUCGUCGCGGACAUCAAGUCUUCUUUAAUUCGAGCUCAUCUUGAAAUCAUUCGCGAUUAUAUACGGUAGAGACAAUUGAUUUCUCAAAUUCGCUCUGGUCUAUUUUAAACGUGCUCCAGUGGAAAUAUAUAGAGUGAACGUCGUAAACGCCGGUGACACGGUAUAAAAUAUGCACGGUUACCACGAAGAGUACAUGUAUGCGCGUGCCCUGCGCGUAUACUGCAUCAAGAAUGCGAGCCACAUGCAAAUUACAUUUAAGUACUCCCGGCAGAUUCUCCUAUCGCUCGUAAUAUCUAUUAUUUCCGCAUGGAUACAGAUCGUCGAUAUGGCAAGGCGGAUUAUCAAAUCUUCAUCACUUCCGAGAACAAAAGUUGUCUGUCCGUUAAAAGGUACAAAAAAUCAUUUCACCCAACAACGUGCUCGUCCGAGUGGACCAUAAAUCUCAUAAAAAUUGCUAACAUAGCAUGAUGAUACACAGACAGAAUAAAAUGAGGCAUAGCAGUUCCUGGCCCGAUCGAGCGCCGCAAAAAGUGAAGGUGCGCGUCGAUCCCUUAUCUCGUGCCUUUACUAUCAUCCCAACGAGCCGCGAAACAGUAUAUCGAUUGGAACAAACUGCGCCGCGGUCUAAUUGCCUGGAAGAAGUCAUCCUCCUAGAUCGAUGUGCCCCAGGAGGAGUCACAUCCGUGAUGAUAAAACGAAGAUUAAUCGAUGGAAGACUACCUAUAAAUAAGAAACCCGCGAAUUUCCCCGAGACCUCAUCCGACAUGAAUAACGAGACGAAGAGUAUGAAAAACUCCAACCAAUAUUUCAUGCCGCGCAGCCUUUCUUUAAUCGAGACAACUGCAACUAAUCAAAAUGCGGUCAUCGUGUUAGAAGAAAACGUCUUUCGAAAUCAAUCAAGAUGCAGAUCGGAUUACUCGCUUGUAAAGAUUGAUGAAGUAAGAACGCGAGAUAUGAGAAAGGACUUCAUUUCAAGCGCCACAUCGGAUACAAAUUUCCCAAAGUUGCUUUCGAAAGAGCUACACGCCGAGGAAAAAUUUGAAGAUGCAUCCGCGCAAAUAAAAAACAGAUCUCCUUCAUUACCGACAAACGCCUUUGAUGUUAUAGUAAAUAUUGCAAAUGAGAAAUGCCAUAUAGUAAACGACGCGCAAACAACUAAUUCGGAAACGCGAGAAACGGAUAAUGCGGGGAAAAAAUGUCAAACUAUCGUUUCGCCCAUAUCCUCAGCGAAAUACGCAUUAUCGCCACCGCAUAUCAAGGUGAUAGACUAUGACGAUUAUGUGACAUCCAUGUCAUUCUUAUCAAAGAAUGAUCGCCAUGCCUGUCCAAAGUGUACGUCAGAGGGUAUCCUUCACUCGCAGAUCGAUCCCUCUCGUUCUCCUUCGCAAAGCAAGAAAAACGAUGAUGGGGCAAUGGUGAACGCGCGCGGUGUUCGAUGCGAUGGUCUGAGGAUGCAAAAAAAGGAAACACGCACCGAGGAACAUCAAAAUAAAGAUAUCUGGCAAGGAAACCGCCAAAUUGGGGAAACAAGAAAUAUGAAUAAAGAUGGCAAAAAGCUGAAGCAAGAGAGAAAAAGUGACGAUCCGUCGCAGGCACGAUGUUUAGCGGAUUUCAGAAAGGAGGCUACUCUAAGAAGACAUUAUUAUCCCGAGGGAGGUUGGGGAUACGUCAUAGUCACGUGUUCAGUAUUGGUGCAUUUCAUCGGGGUGGGUCUGCAACUUGCCGCGCCCGGAUGUUGGUACAUCACGGCCGAGUUGAAAUUCCGGCAUCCCCCGCUGCAUAGUGCAGGAUGGCUAGGGGCAAUGUCGACGGGUGUCGCCCUGCUCGUGUCGCCGGUGACUAUCGCGUUUUGCCGAAGAAAAAGCACGAGAGUAACAGCAGUUCUAGGUGGACUUGUUACCGCUCUUGGCUGUCUCUUCACUUCCUUUGCCACGCAAUUUCACCAAUUGUUUUUCAGCUAUGGCACUGUGGUCGGGAUUGGGGUUGGAAUGACACGAGACUGCAGCACAUUGAUGGUGGCUCAGUAUUUCAAGAGAAAGAGAGAAUUAGUCGAAAUUUUUAUCGUCUCGGGAAGUGGUUUAGGUAUAGCAGUUAUGUCUGCUUUCAUAAAAGGAGCAAUUACUAAAAUCGGAUGGCGACUUGGUCUUCAAGCUGUCACGGGAGUGGUCUUUCUCACUUUUAUUCUCGGUACUUUUUAUCGUAGUGCUUCGUUAUAUCAUCCUCAACGAAGAGCAAUUUUACACUUGAAGAAUCAAAAACGCAAGAUAAAAGACAAGAACAAGGCUGAUGGUAGACCACCAUUUUUCGAUUUUAGUACUUUGAGAAGUAAAACAGUCAGAAUUCUUCUCGUAUCUACCGGUAUUUCGGCGUUCGGGAUCAAUACACCAAUAUUUUAUCUGGCGCAUCAAGUUGAAGAGGAAGGUCUUGGUGAUACAGUCGUUUUGCUGCAAGCUUAUUUGGGACUAGCUUGGACCCUUGGCUGCAUAGCUUUCGGGCUUCUGGUUGUUCAUCGCAACGUCGAAUGCAGGAUAGCCCGCCAAUAUCUCACGCAAGCAGCCGUCUUUGUAUGCGGACUCUGCAUUCUUGCUCUUACUGCCGUUCAAGGAAAUUAUCAUGGAUAUGUUAUGUUCGCUUGGAUUUACGGUAUCUUCUGUGGUGGUUAUCAUUACAGUUUGAAGAUGUAUACAUACGAGAGGGUGAGAGCACGUAAUUUUGCCAGAACGUGGGGUUUCGUCCAGUGCUCCCAAGCGAUACCAAUUGCAAUUGGAGUUCCAAUAUCAGGAUAUAUAAACGUGGGUUGCGGUGGUAAGGCUGGCUACUAUUUCAGUUCAACGUGUGUCUUGGUUGGCAGUUUUACGCUCUUUUUCAUCGAUUUGCAUAGAAGAAAUUUGUCUAGACAUAAACACAGAGCUAAUGGUACAAAACAUACAUGCGCUUCGAACAGCUGUCCUAAACGACGAAGGCCAUCGUUCAGUCAGGAACCCGAGAAUGAAGGACCUCAUGUAGCCGCUGCUGGAGCGGCUGGAGCAACGGCUGCCGCACUCGUUUUAGGAACCGACAUUGCUCCGGCACAAGGUGAAGCAAUAAACGCCUUAGGAACAGAUAAGCCGGAGCUCACAUGCAUCUCGGAGGAAGGUAUCGCUGACAUGGACUUACCCGACAAUUUAUUGGAGGAUUUCGAUUACAUAGGGGAUUGUAUAACUUCAUGCAAUAAGGUUGAGAAUUAUCUUAUGCUCUCAGAAUUCGAAAACAAUCUGAUUGCUGAGAUGCCGAUUAUUAUGGAUCGCCGUGGACGCAGAUGGUCUUUGGCACGAUCUAAAACAAAUCAGUCUAAUUGUGGUCAGACAAGUAGUAUGCAAUCGACAACUAAUGAGAAAGAAGUCAAAUCGAAGUGGCGUUUCACGAAUGUACCACCUGCCGCUAAUAGAAUGAUUACCGUUAUUGAUGAAACUAGUGCAUAAUUACGAGCACAAAUAAUGAAAGAUCAUUAACUCUAAACUUGGCAAAUUGGAAAAAUAACUAUAAACAAAGAAUAUGAAGAAGGCAUAAUGGAACAAUACGCGACAAAAUAUAAUUUUAGCAUAUUUUUAAAAUAAUUUUUUUAAGUACAAUAAGAAAUUGAACUUAAUGCGAUUAUAAAAUAAAAAAAUCAUGUGCUUACAAU